This is a messenger RNA of Clarias gariepinus (North African catfish), 745 nucleotides long. RefSeq names its product mitochondrial ribosomal protein L58 (gene mrpl58). Gene Ontology annotation, biological process: mitochondrial translational termination. The transcript has 6 exons. The record is from RefSeq and is a predicted model, not a curated record. Gene Ontology annotation, cellular component: mitochondrial large ribosomal subunit. Gene Ontology annotation, molecular function: translation release factor activity. NCBI's taxonomy places the organism in Eukaryota, Metazoa, Chordata, Actinopteri, Siluriformes, Clariidae. The coding region runs from base 1 to 597 and encodes 198 amino acids.
AUGGCGGCUCCCGUAACAGCAUGUUUAUGUUUCUGGCGUUCUGUACAGGUUGCAAACGGGGCGCAGCUCACAUGUAAAGUAUUCUCCAGAAUAAACUGCGAUACAGUAUUAAUUCGCCGUUUUGUGCUUGAUCAUAAAUUCUCGACCAAGCACUCGGAUGAUUCACAGGGUGAUCGGACUGCUGAGAACAUCCCAGUGGAUAAACUUCAAAUAACUUACAGUAGGAGCAGUGGACCAGGAGGUCAACAUGUAAACAAAGUCAACACAAAGGCAGAGGUUCGGUUUCAUGUUCAGACAGCAGACUGGAUUCCAGAGGAGGUGAGAAAGGAGAUCGUCUUAAAGAACAAAAGCCGAAUAAAUAAAGCUGGUGAGUUAAUAGUAACUUCAGAGGUGAGCAGAAGCCAGCAGAGGAAUCUGAAUGACUGUGUACAGAAAAUCUCUGAGAUUAUUAGUGAAGCCAGUCAGCGACCACCAGAGCCAUCAGAAGAGGAUCUUGCCCUGAGGGCUGAAAGGUUAGAAAAAAGAAAUUUAGCAAGGCUCAAACAGAAAAGGAUCCAUUCUUCAACAAAGCAAGCACGGCAGGUUAAUUUUGACUAGUUUAAAGCUGUAAAUACUUAUGUUUUCAUAGUUUUAGAAGAGUCAGAAUGUUCGACUGUGUCAAGCAAAGAAAACAUGAAAAAAUACUUUAACUUGGUUAAGAAUUGUCCAACACAAUAUUAAAACCUGUCAGAAAAGUUCUAAAACA